AUGACAGGAGGCGGGUUUAACUUUCCGGCCUAUCUGAAGGAAAUAUUGGACAGAGGGACUGGAGCAAGUAGAUGCAGGGAUUCGGAGGGGGCUGAAUCAGGAAUCUGUAGGUUGAAGAUAAGGAGGGGCACGGAGCAGAAUCUGGUGAAGAUGGACAGGCAGCUUAAGGGGAUCAAGACUAUGAGCAUCGGGGCUGAGAACUUAUGGAAGUUUACGAGAAAUUUCUGUUUAGGUCUAGAGAUUUGGGGGAGAAAUUUGGAAGAGACAGAGGCGGCAGUGUAUUCCAUGAAAGAGAAACCCUGUUUACCCACGAGGACAGGAUAUGGGAGAAGUGGAGUUGUAGAUAUGGACGCGUGUCCGAUUCACAUAGACAAGUUAACUUGGAGUUCCUUUCAGACGCAGAGGGACUUAUGGAAUACUCAAGAGAAGGAUAUGACGAUGGCCGUCUGCAUGGAUGUGGUUUUUAUGAUAAUAACAGAGUUUCAAUUAUAUGGAAGACAGGGAGACUCUGGAAUCCAGACCCACCGCGACCAACCGUGUCAAAGUCUGUAUAUUAAACUAAAAGAGUGGGGUGGUGAAGAGAUAGCCGCACGUAUCAUGCGAGAGUGGUUUACUAGCAACGAGAGAGGUGGCGGAGGGACCAGGGCGUUUACGCUACAGGGCAGGGAUUUUUAUGAAGUCCUCUCGGAGUUUAUGUGGGGUGAUCAUCAUGGAGAUAAGAACUUGAGAUGUACAGCAGUGUUUGAUGGUGAGAGAAAUCCGAAGCAGGUCGUCUCCUAUUAUAAAACGGAGAAUAGUGAAGACAGCGGCGGUUUUAGUUGUGAGAAGGGGGGAGGUCUCUGUAGGUUAUUGCAUCAAUACCAGGAAAAUCUGGGGAAGGAUAGUACCAGAGAUGCAGAUCAAGUUCUGGAAGCUGUUUUUAAGGAUCACGCCCACCAUAAUUCUCCAGGGCCCACGUCCAGUUCUGCAACCGAGGAAUCUCAAUUAGGCCCUGCCAAGGAUCAAUGGAAAUCGACGGGGGGAGAAUUAUCAAGCGUAAAGGGAGCGUUAUUCCCAGAAUCCAACGGCGGAGGUGUGGGAAUGGUUCCGGGGAUAAUAGGGGGAGUUAUCUCAGGCCUCUUGGGUCUUUUGGGAGUUUUUGGUUAUUAUCGUAUAAUGUUUUCAGGACGUCGGACUGGCAGGGGUGAGUUGACACAGGGGAUAGGAUAUGGUUUCAGAAGGGAGGGUUAG
Plasmodium inui San Antonio 1 is the source of this 1230-nucleotide messenger RNA. RefSeq lists its product as hypothetical. The transcript has a single exon. The record is from RefSeq and is a predicted model, not a curated record. The coding region runs from base 1 to 1230 and encodes 409 amino acids. Lineage: Eukaryota; Apicomplexa; Aconoidasida; Haemosporida; Plasmodiidae.